UUUGUUUCGUGUCAUUCGGACGAAAUGAGUGCAGCAACAUUGCCAAUGGUCGGCGUUGAGCCAAAGAAGACGAGCCCGGUCCAGUUUGCGCCCGUGCUGCGCUCGUUCAUUGCAGCCAACUACAAUGAGAAUCCAGACAAUUUUGCUGACGCGUUGACCGCGCUCGACGGUCUACGUGCAUCGGCCGCACAACCCGAACGCUCUGAUGCGGGAUUGACCACGUUGAAGCAGUACUGCGCUCAACUGCGAGCAUUGCAGAGUCGGUUCCCCAUCAGCGAGAACGAUGUCCGGAUUGCAUUUGUCUGGUACGACGCCUUCCUCGGCCAGAAAACGCCCAGCCUGAGCUUCUCGGCGGCCAAGGAUGAGCGCAAGCUGUCACUCUUCUCGUCCAACUACGAGCUCGUGUGCAUGCUCUUCAACGCUGCUGCAGUUCACAUGCAGAUUGCUCUUGCUCAGAAUCGCGGAACGGAAGCGGGUCUGAAAAUCGCCUGCAACUCGUUCCAGAGCGCCGCCGGAUUGUUCCAAUUUCUGCGUGCCAACGUCCCCGUCCUGAUUACUGGGUUUACCGUCACUCCCGACCUGCGCAAUGACGUGCUCAAUGCUCUGGCUGCCAUUUCGAUCGCCCAGGCGCAAGAGUGCUUCUUCCUGAAGGCUGUUCUCACCAGCAUGAAGGACUCGAUCGUUGCCAAGCUGGCUGCCCAAACAGCCGACUACUUUGAGCAAGCGGCCACUGCAGUGGCAGGCGGCGACGCGCGCGCCCUCGUCGACAAGGGCUGGCAACCGCUGUUCCAAGCCAAGCAGUACUACUAUGCCGCCCUCACCCACUUCCACGAGUCGCAAGUCUGCAAGGAGAAGGAGCAGUACGGCCUGCAGCUUGCACGCCUCUCCACGUGCGACCAGCUGUGCCAGUAUGUGGAAAAGAUGAAAAUUGCCAACUUUGACUACCGCUCGCUCCAGCAAAAGGCGGCGCGUCAAUUCGUCGCGACCAGCAAGGACAACGACGUGAUUUACCACGACCCCGUCCCUGCCCAGUCCUCCAUUCCGACGACCACGCGCGCACCCAUGGUCACCCCCACCGCGUUUGAGCUCGACACGAGCCUGCAGCUCAGCCACGACCUCUUUGGCAAGCUCGUCUCCCUCAAUGUGCUGCAGCAAGUGUCGACGUACAAUGCUCGCAAGGACGAGUUGAUUCGCACCGACACGGCCCAGAUUGAGUCUGCCCGCAACAUGGCCAACAGCAUGCUUGCCUCUAUGAACCUGCCGGCCUCCAUCGAGGCACUCGAGCAACCUGCGGGCCUGCCUCCGGCAAUCCUUGAAAAGUCGGAAAAAGUCCGCACUGCAGGCGGCGUGCGCCAGUUGAUGGAAACGAUGGACGCCAAGCAGUCGCUCUUCCGCAAUGACAGCGACGUGUUGACCGAGGCAGAGAAUGUCCUCAAUGAGGAGCAGCGCGACGACGAAGCCAUGCGCGAGCAGUUUGGCGCAAAGUGGACGCGCACACCAUCGGCCGCUCUCACCAGUCAGAUGCGCGAGGAAAUUGCCAAGUUCCGCACCGUUCUCCGCAAGGCUCACGAUUCGGACGGUAUUGUCUCUACCAAAUUUGACGAGCAUCGUGAGAACAUUGCCAACCUGUGCAAGCCUGCGAAUGAGCUGAUGGCCCUUGUGCCAGCCUCGAGCGCAGCAUCCAUGAGCCCCCAGACCGCGGACGCUGUCGCUCAACUCAAGCGCCAUUUGGCAGACAUUACGACGCUCUUGUCCCAGCGCGACGCCAUGGAGCGAGAACUCAAGUCGCUUGCAUCGCAAGACUCGAUCGCCGAACAACUGAUGCGACAUGCGGAUGAUGACGCUGCAAGUGUCAUGGAACAGCAACUGCAGCGGUACCGACCGCUCCAAGCACGUAUCGCUGACAGCAUUCGCACGCAAGAGCAACUGCUCGAGUCGAUCCGCGUGACGAACGAGCAGUUUGUCGCACUCAAGGAUAGCAACACGGCCACCAACCAACGUGAGGUUGCUCUCCGCAAUCUGGACGUUGCUUACAAUGCCUUUGUUGAAAUCCAGUCCAAUGUGCAAGAAGGGUUGAAGUUCUAUGGCGAUUUCCUGCAACUGCUGCUCAAGCUGCAAAACAAGUGCAAGGAUUUGGCGUUUGCUCGCAAGACGGAGCAAAAGGAGUACCUCGCAACGCUGACGCGCGAGAUUACCACUCAACCAACCGGCUCCAUUCCAAGCUUGCCGGCAGCUGGCUCGGAACAGCAGGGCAGCGCCUCGCCAGUGCCCCAGCCUCUCCCCCGAAUCGAACCUGGGUCGGCAAACGCGCCUCGACCUGUCCCGGCGCCCCGCGUCAACCGUCCGCCAUUGUCGACCUCCGCUGCUGCAGCGCCCAGCUCAGUCCCGAACGUGUACGAGGACACUGCUCCCCCUGCCGUUGCCCAGCGCGCCCCCGCUCCCCCGCGCCCUGACUACCCGAGCUCGUAUGCGCCCAGUGCACCCGAGUCCAACUAUGCAGAAUUGGACCACAGCCGCUUCAACGCCUCGCAACAGCAGCAGCAACCCUACAGCUCGUCACCGCAGCCACCGUACGGCCAGCAGCAGCCACUUCCGCGGGAUUACGCGCCACAGCCACAGCAACCGCUCCCGCGAGAUUACGCGCCGCAACCACAGCAGCGAUACAACCAAUCUCUGCCGUACCCACAACAGCCCCAACAGCAGCAGGCAUAUGCUCCUCCCCAACAGUACGCGCCAUCUCCCCAGCAGUACGGUCAACCGCAGCAGCAGUACGGUCAACAGCCCUACGGCCAGCCGCACUACGGACAGCAGUCUCUGCCAUACCCGCAGCAACCAGGCUACGGCGGACCACAACAGCAGCAGCCUCCUUAUGGGUACCAGCAACCGUAUGGUCAGCAACAGCCACCUCCGCAGCAGUAUGGCCAGCCAGGCUAUCGCUAUUAGACGAGAGGCAUGCUUGACUUGAGAGUGAAUCUGUGUCGUAUGUGCGGGUGUUGAGCUUUGUUGAGGAAACAAAAAAGUGUAAAACCGUUGCAAACUCUUUUGUUGUUUGUUGUUGUUUUAUUGAUUGUUUUUUUUCUGUUUGUUUGUUGCUCCAGCCAAUAAAUCUGGAACUUUUGUCGUGA
This is a messenger RNA of Capsaspora owczarzaki ATCC 30864, 3125 nucleotides long. RefSeq lists its product as hypothetical. Gene Ontology annotation, molecular function: protein binding. The record is from RefSeq and is a predicted model, not a curated record. Gene Ontology annotation, cellular component: endosome. Lineage: Eukaryota; Filasterea; Ministeriida; Capsasporidae. Gene Ontology annotation, biological process: protein transport to vacuole involved in ubiquitin-dependent protein catabolic process via the multivesicular body sorting pathway. The transcript has 9 exons. Bases 25 to 2943 code for a protein of 972 amino acids.